Messenger RNA from Acanthaster planci (crown-of-thorns starfish), 4956 nucleotides. Its product is annotated as scavenger receptor cysteine-rich domain-containing protein DMBT1-like. Gene Ontology annotation, cellular component: membrane. NCBI's taxonomy places the organism in Eukaryota, Metazoa, Echinodermata, Asteroidea, Valvatida, Acanthasteridae. The record is from RefSeq and is a predicted model, not a curated record.
GGUGUAUACACUGAAUGUGCAGGGAUGGUUUCGCCAGACAGAAACUGGCCUGGACAGUCAGUUGCUGUCAUUAUCUGGGCGCGUGCCAGAAACUCCUGGCACGCCGACCUGCAGGCAAGCCACCAUCUGUCGUCGUAGGACGUAGCUGGUUGUCAGUCUAUUUCCUCGAAUUAGGACGAAGUUACGAGACGUCUUUUUGUGUGAGUUAUAUUUUUUCUCUGAUUGCUUCGGGCAGACAGGACCUUCUUUGCAAUGGAGAUUCUAACAGUCAUCAUGCUGAUCCUUUCAGUGCUUGGAGGGAAGGUCAUGCCAGGAGGGUCAGGAGAGAGCUUGGAUGAAGGCAGCAUUCGACUGGUUGGGCCAGAGUCUAACAUGGGGCCAGUCGAGGUGAACUAUAGCGGUGCCUGGGGAACCAUCUGUAAUGACAACUGGGACAUCGAGGAUGCCAAUGUGGUGUGCAGACAGCUGGGCUUUCUUGACGGGGCAGCAAGAACAGCAAGUGGUGCUGAAUUUGGUGAAAGCAAGGGACCAAUCCUUGAUGAAAUUCAUUGCACGGGCACAGAAAGUAGACUUGCCGAUUGUCCGAGUGCAGGAUGGGGAAAUGGUGACUGUGGUCAUAGUGAAGUCGCGGGAGUUGUUUGUAUACCGGACAAGGAGCCCGAUGUGACAGUGCGCCUUGCUGGCGGCACGGAUGACAAUGAAGGGCGGGUGGAGGUAUACUAUCAAGGAGAAUGGGGCACUGUUUGUGACGAAGACUGGGAUAUGACUGAUGCUGAUGUGGUCUGUAAGGAGCUAGGUUUUGCAAAUUCGUCGGAAGCACCCAGAGGAGCCAGGUUCGGGGAAGGUACAGGACAGAUUCUGUUGGAUGGUGUGGCCUGUACGGGAGAUGAAUCUAGACUGGAAGACUGUCCAAACAGAGGUUGGAGAGAGGGAAACUGUGGGCAUGAUAAGGAUGCAGGAGUUGUUUGCCUGAUUUCUGAGCCAGAUGUGACUGUCCGCCUUGCUGGUGGUGUGAAUGAAAGUGAAGGGCGCGUGGAGGUCUACUACCAAGGCAGAUGGGGCACCGUCUGUGAUGGUGGUUGGAAUAUGACGGAUGCUAAAGUCGUCUGUCGACAGCUAAAUUUCCUAGGUGCCAAGAAAGCCAUCAGUGGAGCUCGGUUUGGGAAAGGGACAGGAAAGAUUCUGCUGGACAAUGUGGCCUGUUCAGGACAUGAAUCUAGACUGGAAGACUGUCCAAACAGAGGUUGGGGAGUGGAAGACUGUGGGCAUGAUGACGAUGCAGGAGUGAUUUGUCUAACUUCUGAUCCUUACGUGAAAGUGCGCCUUGCUGGUGGCAUGUACGACAAUGAAGGGCGUGUGGAGUUCUACUACAUGGCGGGUGAAUGGGGCACGGUCUGCACUUCUUCAUAUUGGAACACGUAUGAAGCAACCGUUGCGUGUAGGCAGCUAGGUUUUGCAAGUGCAGUGGAAGCAACCACUGGAGCCCGGUUUGGGGAAGCUACAGGGUAUUAUUCACUGGAUUACGUGAGCUGUGAUGGAAGUGAAUCUCGUCUUGAAGAGUGUUCAUACAGAUGGAGAUAUGGAUCAGACUGUACGCCUGAUGAGGUUUCUGGAGUGGUUUGCCUUCAUUCUGGACCCGAUGUGACAGUGCGCCUUGCUGGAGGUAUGAAUAACCGUGAAGGACGGGUGGAGGUGUAUCACCAAGGUGAAUGGGGCACCGUCUGCGAUGAUGACUGGGAUUUGGCAGAUGCCAACGUGGUCUGCAAGCAGCUAGGUUUUGCAAAUGCAUCGGAAGCCCUUAGAGGAGCCAGGUUCGGGGAAGGUACAGGAGAGAUUCUGCUGGACAAUGUGGCCUGUGCUGGACAUGAAGCUAGAGUGGAAGACUGUCCAAACAAUGGUUGGGGAGUGGAAGACUGUGGGCAUAGUGAGGAUGCAGGAGUGAUUUGCAUUCGUUUUGAAGGUGACGGUGACAUUCGACUAGUUGGUCUUGAGCCCAACCUUGGACGAGUGGAGGUGAGAUACCGGGGCAUUUGGGGGACUGUCUGCGAUGACAGCUGGGAUAUUGAGGAUGCCAAUGUGGUGUGCAGACAGCUGGGCUUCACUAACGGGGCCGUGAGAGUGGCAGUGCUCGCAGAGUUUGGUAAAGGUUUGGGUCCGAUCUACCUGGAUGAAGUUGCAUGUACUGGCAUGGAGAGCAGACUUGUGAAUUGUUCUAAUGCAGGAUGGGGAACCAAUGACUGUGGACAUGCUGAAGAUGCUGGCGUUGUUUGCAUCCCCAAUGAAGAGCCUGAUCUGACAGUGCGCCUUGCCGGCAGCGAGAAUGAUAACGAAGGACGGGUGGAGGUGUACUACCAAGGUGAAUGGGGCACCGUCUGUGAUGACGAGUGGGAUAUCACUGAUGCCAAUGUCGUCUGUAAACAGCUAGGCUUUGUAGGUGCCACAGAAGCUGCCAGUGAGGCCAGGUUCGGGGAAGGUACAGGAUAUAUUUUGCUCGACAAUGUGGCCUGUACAGGGGAGGAAUCAAGACUGGAAGACUGCCCAAACAGAGGUUGGAGAGAGGAAAAUUGUGAUCAUAGUGAAGAUGCUGGCGUGAUCUGCAGUGCAAUGGGCAGCCAGGAUAUUCGCUUAGUCAGCGACAGUGGCAAUCCAUGGGAAGGCAGGCUGGAGGUCCAACAUGACAACCAGUGGGGGACGGUGUGUGAUGACAGCUGGAGCCUCAACAAUGCCCGGGUGGUCUGCCGCAUGCUGGGCUACCCUGGGGCAGCGGCUUUCAAAACCCUGGCGUUCUUUGGUGCAGGGGCAGACCCGAUCUGGAUGGACAAUCUGAGGUGCAAUGGAGACGAGGCCACGCUGCAGGAAUGCACAUUUGCCGGCUGGGGCAUCAACGAUUGCAGCCAUGCCGAAGAUGUGGGUGUGAUUUGCCUGACUGAUGACAGCUUAGAAGUCCGGCUGGUUGGUGAAGAUGCUACGGCCAUGUCAGGUCGUCUGGAGGUUAUGUACCAGGGUACCUGGGGCACGGUCUGUGAUGAUGACUUUGGCCUGCAGGACGCUGACGUUGUGUGCCGUCAGCUGGGCUUUGCAGUGGCAGAGAUGGUCCUGAAGGGUGAGCAGAAUCCAUUUGGCAGGGGGGAGGAAGACUCACCGAUCCACAUGGACAAUGUGGCAUGCACAGGCAAAGAAGGUGGGCUGAACCAAUGCCCAUUCCAGGGCAUUGGCAUCACCAACUGUGAUCACAGUGAGGAUGUCGCCAUCACCUGUGCAGUAGAAGUCCCACCCAGCGAACAUGAUGAAGGUGAGGUUCGUCUGAUUGGGGGCUCAUCAGAGACAGAAGGCCGCGUGGAGAUCUACCACCUCAGCCGCUGGGGCACAGUGUGUGAUGACUUCUGGCAAAUUGCUGAUGCUGAAGUAGUCUGCAAACAGCUUGGCUUCAUGUCAGCCCUAAGGGCCGUCCAUAGGGCCUCCUAUGGACCAGGAAGGGGCCCCAUCCACAUGGAUGAUGUGGCCUGCACAGGAGACGAACAGCGGUUGAUAGAAUGCAACUUUCCUGGCUGGGAAAUUGGCAAUUGUGGCCAUGACGAGGAUGCUGGUGUCAUGUGCCGACCAGCUGUGGAAGGGGAUCUUCGUCUGCAAGAUGGCACCACAGACCGCGAAGGUAGAGUAGAAAUCUACCAUGAAAACCAGUGGGGGACCGUAUGCGACGCUGGCUUUGAUUGGUCAGAUGCUAAGGUUGCCUGUCGUCAGUUGGGAUUCCCGGGUGCCGAGGAGAUGAAGCUGUCUACAUACUUUGGAGAAGGACAGGGACCAGUCUUCCUGGACAGAUUGGAAUGUCAGGGAUCAGAGAAACGACUGGCUGAGUGUGAUUCCAGUGGGUGGUCCCGAACGAGCUGCCUGCACAAUGGCGAUGUGGGAGUUAUUUGCAAUCCAGUUGCCGAAGGAACUAUCCGUCUAGCUCAAGGCCCAAAUGGCCCCCAUGAAGGCCGCGUUGAAAUUUACCAUGAGGGCCAGUGGGGCACGGUUUGCGAUGAUAACUGGGUCACAGACGCCAAUACCCAAGUGGUCUGUCGGCAGCUGGGAUACUAUGGGGUAGAAAAGGUCAAGCUGCUGGCAUUCUUCCAGCGAGGGGAGGACCCAAUUUGGAUGGACGAUGUCGCCUGUGCAGGUGAUGAGGCUGGCCUGGCCGACUGCCCGUUUGCUGGGUGGGGAGUGAAUGACUGUGGACACGCAGAGGAUGUAGGGGUUGUCUGUCUGACAGAACCACCUCCCAGUGAGGGCGAUAUUCGUCUGACUGGAGGAGAGACAGAGCAGGAGGGUCGAGUGGAGGUCUACUUGCUUGGCAGAUGGGGGACAGUCUGUGACGACGACUGGGACCUUGGAGACGCCUUUGUGGCCUGCAACCAGCUGGGCUUCCCACUGGCCCAGAGAGCCUUCGUUGGCUCUCACUUCAAGAGCACUGCCGAGCUCCCUUUCAAUCUGGAUAAGGUGCGUUGCUUUGGAGAUGAGCAGCGCCUGGUAGAGUGCAUCAACAACAGCUCUGACAUCGCCUGCAGGGAGGACCAGACUGCAGGAGUUCGCUGUACUGCAACUUGCCAGACACCUUGAGUACCUUGAGUAUCUUAUCCAAUCAUGAAAUUCCAAACAGUUUCUAUUCUCUUAAUGCUGGUCUGCCUGCAAUGACCUUUCAAAGCAGGGAGUUUUAGCCUGUAACGAGUAGUUGGAAACAUCAACCCGUAGAGGGUAAAAUAUGUAGUUGGCCUUUUUUUAAGUAAUUAACUCAGUUAUUUACAUUGCACUUAUUAAGAUCAGACCAUCCAAAGCAAAAAACACCCAAGGAAUAGUGUAAAUCAGAAAGCUUAUAUUUUGCUCUUUUUCUGGUUUAAUUCUACAGACCCUUGAAAUAUUGAAAUGUAUUCGACCUGAAAUAAAUAAAUGGGCAAAGUUGCCAUAAUUUCUAACCAA